CCAUUUUUUGGGUGGUUUGCAUGCAAACCGCUCCAAGUGACAAAGUGUCCGUUGUAUUUUUUUGGAAGUGAAUCUAAAACUAAUAUACGUGAGUAUUACAAAAUCUAUACUAUUUUACAGGAUGCUACAUACUUUUCUUAAACUUCCGUCAAAAUACAAAUUCUUGAAAUUGAAUUAUUGUGCAUUAUGUUAAAAAUACAACAUAGGUGAAUCAUAAGAAAUUCUUGGAAAAACAAAAUACGUUUACAAAUAUUUUGAAUAUAGAAAAAUUUCCUCCAUUUAGUGGUGGUUGGUUAAUAGUAAUUAAAAAAAUUACCUCUUGUUUACAUAAAGUGAUGAAUCACUUGUACAUUAUAGGUUGUCGAAAUCUUAAAAAGAAAAUGUAAUAUUGAAAAUAAAUGUGCAAAUUGGUUCAAAUAACAAUUUAUUAACAUUAUUACGUACGCUAUCACUUAACGACCUUUCGAGAAUAUUUAUUCAUUUAUAUCAUGAUUUUCGCAGAAAAACGUGAAGCUUUUAUUUCUCCCUGUUUCUCUAUAAUACUUACAUUAUAUAUAUAUAUAUAUAUAUAUAUAUAUAUGAUUGCAUUAUAGGUCAUAUCACCUAGAUAUAACACUUUUAUUUCUCAAUUUUAAAACUUUUAAGGUAUCUGUUUUUCACUUAGGCAAGUAAUAAAAUAUUAAAAGCCAGAAUAUUAGUGACAACAGAUUAUAACAUAUAUCCAUGUAAUAUUGGAAAUCCGAACCGUAACUAAGAUUAACAGUAUCGUACGCGCAGGAUAGUUUCAUUAGGUGCUAAGUAGAUACAAUGAUCAAAAGAGAAAAAAAGAGAAUACUUAGCUUGUUUUAAGAGAGAAGGCUAUAAUGUGUGAAAUUGCUAAGCACACAUUCUAUUCGACGAUACGACGUAGUCGCGAGCCCCACAAGACCCCUUCUUUUGGAGAUUCUCUCAUAACGAGGCUGUAGCAAAAAGCAGCAAACUGUUGUUAAAACUAGUCAGUUAUAAUCAAACUCUCGCAGGAGCAACAUUUAGUGUUAUUAAUACAGAUUUCGCUACAAGAUCAUUUAGAAAACCAUACAGCGGCUCUAUAUAUUAGUAACAGUCAUAACGUGAAGUUUCCCUGUUUUAAGUGAAACAAAUUAUAAAGUGAUAUUAACCAUUCUGUUAAAUUGUUAAGUGCUUAAAUGAGGAUAUUAUUAAUUCACUAAAAUCAUCACGACAGUGUAGUUUCGAAAAAAAAAAAUAGUAUUUAGUAAGGAAAAUUGCUUGUGAUACACAAUACAUUAUUAAUGAGAACGUUUACUUUAGAAUUUUUUGACGAUUUUUUUAAACAUUUUAAGUGUGUGCUGGUAGUUAGUUAAAUAAAAAAAAAUAUCACAGAAUAUUUGAUAUUUUUCCCUCUCUUCCAACCAUUCAACUCACCUUCGUGGAGUGUUUGCUUGCAGUACAAAGACGAAGUUCAAAAGAAGCUUCCUCGAUAUUUCCACAAGAGCAUAGCCAGAAGAGAAAUAUCUUACUUUUACUUUUGGGAAGUAACUUUAAACAAUCAACCCAACUGAUUUAUUAUUUAUAAGAGGCGAGACAGCAAUUAAAAAUAUUUCGGGACUACAUAGAAUGGUAGAAAGUGAUUCUGAUACUAACACUUCAAAUAAUUGUAAUGUAACUGAUGAUCGAUUAAAGAACGGCGUUGGAUCAAAAGAGCUAGAGUUGAAGAAUAUCUCUGCUCCAGUAAAUUCAAAUUCGCGUUCAGAUUUAGCAAUACCAACACUUGAGGCAUCUAAUUUAAAGGAAAAAAGUCUCAAAGACCCAGAAAAAGGUCACAGUCUCAAAGCGGACUUUGAAGAAGCGAUUGAACUCGCUGGAUAUGGACGCUUUCACUACAUAUUACUAGCAAUAUGUGGAUUAGUGAGCACGAGCGAGGAGAUGGACGUCAUCUCGAUGUCCUUUAUCCUCCCAUCGGCUCAGUGCGAUCUUAACCUAAACACCCAGACAAAGGGAUGGCUCAACUCAAUUAUCUUCAUUGGAAUGAUGGUUGGUGCCUAUGCAUGGGGCAGCGUGGCUGAUUCGCUGGGCAGAAAAAAGGUGCUGAUUGUCAUCUCCAUAAUGAACGCCAUGUGUAUCGUAGCAUCAUCAUUUUGCCAAACAUAUGCACUCUUCAUGGUGUUCCGAUUCCUUAACGGAGCUGCUUUGGGCGGAAGUGGACCGGUCAUCUGGUCUUAUUUUGCAGAAUUUCAGCCAAAGUCCAAGCGUGGCUCAAUGUUGAGCUUCAUGGCAGCAUUUUGGACACUGGGCAAUCUCUUUGUUGCGGGUUUGGCAUGGCUCAUCAUACCCUCAUCUAUAGGCCUCUACACACCAUAUUUCAUUUAUAAUUCAUGGCGAAUUUUCCUUCUAGUGUGCUCGCUACCAUCAUUCCUUGUGGCAGCACUACUGUUGUAUCUACCCGAAAGUCCUAAAUUUCUUCUAUCUCAGGGGCGCAAUGAGGAAGCAUUGGCAAUUUUCCGGGGCAUCUUUGUAACAAAUACUGGCAAAUCAAAAGACCUCUAUCCAGUAAAAGAAUUACUCAUAGAUGCUAAACUUCAAACAGAACUUGAACAAACCUCAAAGCCCAUAAAAGGGAAGUAUUUGACGAUGUUGGCUGAUAUAAUGGACAACAGUAAACAACUCUUCAUGUCACCAAUACUCAAGUUUACCAUAAUAUCAAUUACAAUUAAUUUUACAUUCCACAUUGGUUACUACGGAUUGAUGAUGUGGUUUCCUGAACUUUUCAAUCGUUUUGAUGAAUAUUCACGUAAUCAUCCAGGAGAGGAGGCAUCUGUAUGUGAAGUCACUAAAUAUGUAGUGAGUUCUGGCUCACAUUCAGAUACUGGAGUCUGCUCUGCGAAAAUACCAAGUACGGUAUUUAUGGAAUCCCUUAUUACGGUGGCCUCUGCCCUGCCCGCCAAUAUACUUGCUGUUGUCGGAAUGGAUCGUCUUGGUAGAAAAUUCUUCCUGGUAUUUAGUACAGUAUCUGCUGGUCUCUGUUCAGCUGGAAUGUACUUUGUCUACAAUAAAACGCACAAUCUCAUUGUAUCAGCAGUAUUCAGUGGUGUUAUAUCCUGUGGAAAUGCAGCAUUGGAUUGCCUUAUCACUGAAGUGUUUCCCACAAAUCUCAGAGCCACUGGUGUUGCUAUUUCGAUGGUUGCAGCACGUCUUGGUGGAAUCAUCGGCAAUGUAGUCAUAGCCACUCUCUUGGACAUGUACUGUCCAGCCCCAACAUUUAUUGUGGCAUUCCUUCUUGCUGGCGGUGGUCUUAUGUGUCUUUUCUUGCCCAACACUACACGCACUGCACUUUCCUGAUAUCGCCUCAAAUCACAUCUGGACCCCAUUACAUUUAAUUGGGGGCUUUCAAAAAGAAAAUUAAAGAAUUUUUCCUAAUCUCAAUCUUAGGAUAGCAAAUAUUCACCACUUUAGUAUAUUAUCUAGUACAUAAUUGUAAAUCCAGGUUAAAAUGGGUAAGAAAACUCAAAUACUACAUAUUAUGUUAACACCAAUAGAGUAGCAAAAAUUAGCUAAAAGUUUGAAUGUCAAUGCACAUCCUUCAUAAAUUAACUUGAUUUAUUAAAGGGUGCUUCAAUCAGUUACCUUUACUCUAUGUUUAAUUUUUUGUUCAUUUAAGAAAUUCAUUUAUAUUUUAUAUUCUGGCUGACUAUAUUUUACUAUUUUGAUAGGUAAAUAUAGUUCCAAGUUGUGCCAUAACUAUAAAUAUCUGUAUAAUGACAUGAAAUAAACCAAACCCUGAUUCCGAAGUCCUAUGUAUAUGUAAUGUUUAUUCUCAAUCUAAUAAAUUGUUAAUAGCACGGUAAAGGAAAUAGUAGAAUAUAGUGUAGUUUGCAGUAUUUAUCGAACACAUUGGAAAAUACACAACUUUCAAAAGAUAUUUUGUAUUUACUUCUCCAUUCCCUUAAACCAUUCCAAUAUUAUUGUAUCAUAAGUGUGUAAUAUUCCAUUUGAAUAAAUAAAAUAUGAAUUUAUAAA
Phlebotomus papatasi is the source of this 4014-nucleotide messenger RNA. RefSeq names its product synaptic vesicle glycoprotein 2B-like. Bases 1615 to 3336 code for a protein of 573 amino acids. The transcript has 5 exons. The record is from RefSeq and is a predicted model, not a curated record. Gene Ontology annotation, molecular function: transmembrane transporter activity. Gene Ontology annotation, biological process: transmembrane transport. NCBI's taxonomy places the organism in Eukaryota, Metazoa, Arthropoda, Insecta, Diptera, Psychodidae. Gene Ontology annotation, cellular component: membrane.